Messenger RNA from Nycticebus coucang (slow loris), 5030 nucleotides. RefSeq names its product diacylglycerol kinase iota (gene DGKI). Gene Ontology annotation, molecular function: ATP-dependent diacylglycerol kinase activity; protein binding. The transcript is spliced from 35 exons. Bases 66 to 3431 code for a protein of 1121 amino acids. The record is from RefSeq and is a predicted model, not a curated record. Gene Ontology annotation, cellular component: nucleus. Lineage: Eukaryota; Metazoa; Chordata; Mammalia; Primates; Lorisidae. Gene Ontology annotation, biological process: regulation of synaptic transmission, glutamatergic; intracellular signal transduction; lipid phosphorylation.
UUGGUCGGGGAGGGGGAGUGGAGGCACGGAGUUUCCCACAAUGCCCCGGUGCGGUGCAGCCGCGGAUGGAUGCUGCGGGAAGGGGCUGCCAUUUGCUGCCCCUGCCAGCAGCGCGCGGACCUGCCCGCGCUUCUGCAGUCGCCGCCGCCGCCAGCGCAGUCAGCCGGCCCGGCCUCUGCAGCGGCGCCGCCUCGGCUCCCUACGCGGCCGCCGGAGCGGUCGCCAUGAACCCCAGCUCCUCGGCGGGAGAGGAGAAGGGGGCGACGGGCGGUAGCAGCAGCAGCGGAAGCGGCGCCGGGAGCUGCUGCCUGGGCGCCGAGGGCGGCGCGGACCCGUGGGGCGCAGGGGCAGCGGCGGCAGCGGGAGCCGCUGCCCUGGAAGAGCCCGGGGCCGCCGGCCAGAAGGAGAAGGACGAGGCGCUGGAGGAGAAACUGAGGAACUUAACUUUCCGGAAGCAGGUCUCUUACAGGAAAGCAAUCUCCCGGGCGGGCCUCCAGCAUCUGGCUCCUGCACACCCGCUCAGCCUUCCCGUGGCAAAUGGUCCAGCGAAGGAGCCCAGAGCGACUCUGGACUGGAGUGAGAAUGCUGUGAAUGGAGAACACCUGUGGCUGGAGACCAACGUCUCAGGAGACCUCUGCUACCUGGGAGAGGAGAACUGCCAAGUCAGAUUUGCAAAAUCCGCUCUCAGGAGGAAGUGUGCCGUCUGUAAAAUCGUGGUCCACACUGCCUGCAUUGAGCAGCUAGAAAAGAUUAAUUUCAGAUGUAAACCUACCUUUAGAGAAGGAGGCUCAAGAUCACCAAGAGAAAAUUUUGUGCGUCAUCACUGGGUGCACAGGCGCAGGCAGGAGGGAAAAUGUAAGCAGUGUGGUAAGGGUUUCCAGCAAAAGUUCUCUUUCCACAGUAAAGAGAUUGUGGCUAUCAGCUGUUCCUGGUGCAAGCAGGCGUUCCACAAUAAGGUGACCUGCUUCAUGCUGCAUCACAUUGAAGAACCCUGCUCCCUGGGGGCUCACGCUGCUGUGAUUGUCCCACCCACCUGGAUCAUUAAGGUGAAGAAACCUCAGGUGAUCUCCAUACCAGGAGAUGAACUUGAACUUGGUUGGGCGGGAGACGGACCUGGUUGGGCGGGAGACUGGAGCCCCUCAGAGAAUUUGGGAUUCUUCCAUUUUUACUGGGAGGGUUGGCAGAACUCCCUGAAGGCUUCAAAUCGGAAGAAGAAGAGAACAAGCUUUAAAAGAAAAGUUAGUAAAAGAGGAACGGAACAGGAAAACAAAGGUCGUCCUUUUAUGAUAAAACCUAUCUCUUCUCCUCUCAUGAAACCCCUGCUUGUAUUUGUGAACCCCAAGAGUGGAGGCAACCAGGGAACCAAAGUCCUGCAGAUGUUCAUGUGGUACCUGAAUCCCCGGCAAGUCUUUGAUCUUUCUCAGGAAGGGCCAAAAGAUGCGCUUGAGUUAUAUAGAAAAGUACCAAAUCUGCGAAUUCUUGCCUGUGGUGGGGAUGGAACGGUGGGCUGGAUCCUUUCUAUCCUGGAUGAACUGCAGCUGAACCCUCAGCCUCCUGUGGGCGUCCUUCCUUUGGGGACUGGGAAUGACCUGGCUCGAACUCUCAACUGGGGAGGGGGCUACACAGAUGAACCUGUUUCUAAGAUCCUUUGCCAAGUAGAAGAUGGGACAAUUGUACAGCUAGAUCGCUGGAACCUCCAUGUGGAAAGAAACCCAGAUUUGCCUCCAGAAGAACUUGAAGAUGGUGUAUGUAAGCUCCCUCUGAAUGUUUUCAAUAAUUAUUUCAGCCUUGGAUUUGAUGCUCAUGUCACGCUGGAGUUCCAUGAAUCCAGAGAAGCAAAUCCAGAGAAAUUCAACAGUCGUUUUCGAAAUAAAAUGUUCUAUGCAGGGGCAGCUUUUUCUGAUUUCCUUCAGAGAAGUUCUAGAGACCUAUCCAAACAUGUUAAAGUUGUUUGCGAUGGAACAGAUCUCACCCCAAAGAUUCAGGAACUGAAGUUUCAGUGUAUAGUAUUUUUAAAUAUACCUAGAUAUUGUGCUGGCACAAUGCCCUGGGGAAACCCAGGAGAUCACCAUGACUUUGAACCUCAGCGUCAUGAUGAUGGGUAUAUUGAAGUUAUUGGAUUCACCAUGGCCUCUUUGGCUGCUCUCCAAGUUGGGGGUCAUGGAGAAAGGCUACACCAGUGUCGAGAAGUCAUGCUUCUGACUUACAAAUCCAUCCCUAUGCAAGUGGAUGGGGAGCCCUGUAGGUUGGCCCCAGCUAUGAUUCGCAUCUCCCUGAGGAAUCAGGCCAACAUGGUACAGAAGAGCAAGAGGAGAACGUCCAUGCCUUUACUCAACGAUCCCCAGUCUGUCCCAGAUCGCCUGAGGAUCCGGGUGAACAAAAUCAGUUUACAAGACUAUGAAGGAUUCCACUAUGACAAAGAGAAGCUCCGGGAGGCUUCCAUACCUCUGGGUAUUCUAGUUGUGCGUGGAGACUGUGAUUUGGAGACUUGCCGUAUGUACAUAGACCGCCUACAGGAGGACCUGCAGUCAGUUUCUUCUGGCUCCCAGAGAGUUCAUUACCAGAAACCGAUAAUAUCAGAAGAGCUAGUUGGUCCCAGUAGAGACUGGAGUGUUGUUGGAUUAAAAACUGACCGUGAAACCUCCUUCCCAAGGGCUCUGUCAGCUCAGAGGCUCUCCCCUCGCUGGUGCUUUCUAGACGCAACUUCUGCUGAUCGCUUUUAUCGCAUAGAUAGAUCUCAGGAACAUUUGCACUUCGUGAUGGAAAUUUCCCAAGAUGAGAUUUUUAUUCUGGACCCCGAUAUGGUGGUGUCACAGCCGGCAGGGACACCCCCGGGAAUGCCCGACCUGGUAGUGGAGCAAGCCUCUGGGAUGUCGGACUGGUGGAAUCCUGCCCUGAGGAGACGCAUGCUGAGUGACAGCGGGCUGGGAAUGGUGACUCCCUACUAUGAGGACUCAGACAUGAAGGACCUCAGCCACUCCCGCGUGCUACAGUCACCAGUUUCUUCAGAAGAUCAUGCAAUUUUGCAGGCAGUAAUAGCUGGUGAUCUUAUGAAGCUAAUAGAAAGCUAUAAAAAUGGAGGCAGUCUGCUAAUUCAGGGACCAGAUCACUGUUCACUCCUUCACUACGCAGCUAAAACCGGCAAUGGGGAGAUUGUGAAAUAUAUCCUUGACCACGGACCUUCCGAGUUAUUGGAUAUGGCAGACAGUGAAACGGGGGAGACUGCACUGCACAAGGCCGCCUGCCAGCGGAACCGGGCUGUGUGCCAGCUUCUGGUGGACGCGGGAGCAUCUCUGAGAAAGACGGACUCUAAGGGUAAGACACCUCAAGACAGAGCACAGCAAGCUGGGGACCCAGAUUUGGCUGCUUAUCUAGAAAGCCGUCAGAACUAUAAGAUCAUUGGCCAUGAGGACCUGGAAACUGCUGUUUGACCCUGGUAGACAGACAGAGAGAAUGUGAGCAAGCGUAUCACCUAAGCCCUCCCGGCGAUCGGGCAGCUCCCCUGGAAGAAGCUGAUGGAAUCCAUAUAUCUGUCUCUCUCCUGCAAGAAUCUAUCUGAGACUGUGCCACCAGUUUUUAAGGGCUACCAUGAUGUUCAACAGAACAUGACAGCCCAUUGAGAAAGAGGCAGAAUACCUGGAGAUUUGUGGAAUACAGUAGGAGUUCCACAAAGUUCGAUCCUUAUUGCUUCCAGCAAGUAGCAUGAACUUCUGUGUUCACCUGUAUAAUUUAUUUUAAAGAUUUAAAGGAUGUUCGUAUUAAUGGCACUGCUCCCUUCUCCCCCCAUGCGUUCAUUUUUCUCUUGUACCACACAAUUCUACUGUAACCCAUCAACUUAAAAAAUAUAUUAUUUCUUCUCUUUAUAAUCUUCUGGUCUCUCUGAAGACCAGAAGAUUAUCUGAAGGUCUUCUAAAUCCCCCCUGGAGGUCCUGCAGAAAUCUAACUGUAAAACCAUUUCCAUCUCCAAGACGAAAAAUAUCAAGACCAUGUAGUGACUCUUUGCAUGUCUCCACCCCCACCCUCCAUUUCAUUAUACAGGAGCUGGGAAGUGCCACAUGGAUAAUGUCAACUUGUGUGUUGUGUCUCUGAGGUAUGAUGAGGUGGCAGGGGAGUUGUCCGUGCGUGGAGGUACCUCAGAGAGGUCCCCCAGGGGUUGGCCCGGGCUGCUGGGCUGUGGUCCACAGCCUUGCAGGACUGGUUCAGCUUGGGCUGUCUGAACAGCUCCGUACUGCCUACGUGUGGCCAUCUUUGCCUUUUGCUGCAGAAGAGAUGAGCACAGGAUUGCGCAGAGGCCCGCGGCUAGUUCUCAGAACCACUCAAUUUUAAGUGCUGUUUAAAUUGCAGAGCAGAAAAUCGUAUGUGGGAAUUGUGGUUACAGGAAACAGAGCACUCUAAUGUUUACUUUUAAACUUCUUUCAGUGAUAAUAGAAAGCAGCCUAAUUGAGUUGAAAAAAAAAAUAGCAAGAGCAAAAUAGCAACAUAUGUCAGCAUAUGUCACUUAACACAAGAAGACAGUGGUUGGAAUAUUGCACAGAGGCUAAUAACUUUAGACUCUUGGAUACAGUAGUGAGAGGGGUCUUAAUUUUGUCUUCUAGAGGUUUGGUUUUCAUUACUCCAAGUGAGCUUUGACCCAGGGACAGAGCCUUGUUGAAUAAGUUUCACUGCCAGAAUUCUGGGAUCUUUGGAUCUUUCUGACGGAGGCUUUGCCCGUUAUUUGUCAGGUUCCAGGGUCUUACCUGAUAAUCUGAUUUUUCAUGUGUGAAGUAGUCUAAUAUAUUGUUUGCCUUACUUUAUAUUCCCCUAUCAAAAAGUUCUUAGUACAAACCACUGUGGGAAUCUAGCCAGAAAUAUCUGUCUGCUCCUGGAAUUGCAACAUUUAGUUCUGCCACAGACUAGAUGGUACUUACUGGUAACUACCUUAGGGACUCUGUGAUAACCAAAAUAUCAGAAGACAAAAGUCUUCUAAUUUUUUUGUUCAAAUAUCUGUUUGACUUGAGUAUAAGCAAAAAAUAAAAGUGGGUGUCUAAGGG